CUAGUUUCCGGAACGCAACGGCGUCCGGUCAUGAAAUGUCUCCCCUUAAGCUAGAGGGAAGUCCAGUGCAUGUCUGCAGCCUGUUUUUGCGCGCGAUGCUACGUCGCAUUGUUUAAUUGAAGUUUUUGGCAUUACUCUGUUGAAUUGGGGUUAUAAAUGGAUUCCAGGGAUUCUGAAGAUAAGCCCUCUGGUCCCGUGACGCGAUCGAAAAAACUGUCGUCUGUUAAAGGACUGAGUUUUGAGGCAACUCCCAGGGAGCCUAUAAGGAAGCCCAAAAGGAAAUCAGAAAAUCAAGCUACUGCUACCACAGUUAAUGGUACCGAAGAUGGGGACACUGUCUCUGAAAAUGGAGAGUCCCCGAGCAAGAAGAGCCGGCUGGAUGCUGAAGGAGCAGUGGGUGGCAAGGGGGAUGAAAUUGAGAUGGAUGUUGACGAAUCAGCUGGAGACGCACAGAAAAAUGAAGACCAAGGGAUGGGUAUUAAACCGGUUAAAGUCACUGAUCUACAAAACAUCUACAAAGGUCCUCUCGGAACUGUGAAUUUAUCUCCCCGUGUAGAGCUUGGUGAGCGCUGGAGACCCAGUUCUGCCGUAAACCAGGAUCCAGACUGGAUGAAAUCCAAGAAAGCAUCACCAGCAGCUAAAGCACCUGCAGCCCCCACCAAGUCCGCCACGCACAUCAGUUCACCAGUGAACAGGCAUGACGUGCUGACGCACAAGCAGUCCAGCAUGGCAGACUACAGGAGGAAGAUGGAGGUCAAAGCUGAGAGCGCCGCCUCAUCUUUAGAUAUAUCCAAAGUUAACCACCUUAGCCCAAGUGUGUAUCCACGACAGCGUGUGAAUAAUAUACCAGGGAGAGAGCCUGUUCUUCCCAAAAAAUCAGACAUACAGAAAACUGCUGCUACCAGCACGCGCCCUAGAAAUUCCUCUAGAGGAUUCACGUGGUGUAAGUGUGGUUUGGUUCUCGUGGUACUAUUCGUGUCUGCCACCUUGCUGUCAUACAAGAUCCCCCCUCUACUCCAAGGCAUGGCAAGUGGUGGAGGGCAUCCAUCCAGGGCUGUGAAGCCAGAAACGUUCACUGAUCACUUGUCCAUUCUUAAGACCCAGUUCCCCAGUCAGAGACACGAGUUGUGGAAAAUGAGCAAAAUCCACCUGGAGAAGCACCUUAAAACAGCACAUCCCACAGAGCCAGUCAGUAUGAUCUUCACUGCAGGCCAAAAGGCUGAGAGGACACUGCAGUGUCUAGCUAAGGGUCUGGCCUCCUCCUUCUCAUCUGCCUUCAAUACCUCUUUCCUCCACAUUGAUGGAAAAAGUAAAGCAGACCAGGACAGUGAUAAUGUGAAGUUAGACAUUGACAGACAGUUGCAAGCAGCGUUUGAGGGAGAAAAACCUGUGGCAAUCAUUCAUCGUUUGGAAGAGCUGCCACCAGGCUCCACCCUCAUUUUUUAUCGCUACUGCGACCACGAGAACGCUGCAUAUAAGCGGGUUUUCUUGUUGUUUACUGUGCUGCUGCCUCAAGAUGAGAUCCAGGAGGAAAAGAGUUUGAAGGAGGUGGAGGAGAUGGUGCAGGACUAUCUGAAGGAAAAGCUGGUGGAUUCCAACAACCAAGCUGCGUUUGAUAUCAUGAAUAACGACAAGUUUAGUGGUCUGUGGAGUCGCAUCUCCCAUCUAGUUCUGCCUGUGGUGUCUGAAGUGGAAGUAGAGAAGCAAGGUUGCUAAACAAAUCUGGGCCCGAGUCUUCUUUGCACUGUACAAGGAGCUAUGAAAAAGAAAUUAUGUGGAAGUAUAAUGUGUGCUGUGAUAGGUCAUAUAUGGACUUGAUUUAACACAGUUGAAAAUUGUAUCAUUGGCUUUUUCUCAGAGUUGAGAAUGCACUUAAAUUUGAAGUCAAACGCAUACAAUUUGGUUAAACUCCAUAAAAGAUUCAACACAAUUUUUACAUAUGCAUGCAUGUUAAAAAGGUUGCAGUGUUACACCCUCAUUCCACUUAACAAGUGUGACAACAUUCUUUUCUCAUGAGCGCGCAAUCGACAAAACAGACUGACCAACCUGUUUAGUUUGUUUUGUGUUCAAGUGUGCAUCAUUGCUUAGUACCUUUUUUAAGGAGUAUCCCAUCUUUUCAUUGUCAUCAUCUUAAUAUACUAAAAUGAUGUUUUGUUUCUGUGACUUUUUUGCAUUAUCAUAUUUUAUUUUUCUCUAAAGACAGCUGUAUCACUUCAUUUAAUUAUUACUUUUUUCUUUAUGCUGAAAGUGCUUGGUUUUGAUUUACAUAUCCGUCUUAUUAAGGAUUGGCUUUUAUUAAGAUGAAUAUUUUAUAUUCUUUGUUUUUCUAAAUGUAUAUAUUUGUGACAUGUUUUCUAGAUUGAUGUAUUUUUUUAUAGCUGUGUACAUAUAUGUAUUUGAUGUUAAAUGGUCUGUUCCACAUUGUGUGGAACUUCACAUUGUCAGGUUCUCACAGUGUGAUUUAUAAAAAAUAUUAAGCUUUUUUUUUGGAUUAAUAUUAAUCAGAUCAUCCCAACCUGUGCCUUAAACACAUAUAAAGAUUACACUGUAUUUAAUAAGUAUUAAAAAAUUCACCGUUCAGUCGUUUUUACUGGAGUUUGACAACAUCGGAACUGGUUUGUGCUCUUUUCUGUGAUACGUCUCAUUCCUCUUGUUAUGCAGAUUCAUUUUGUUUUGCUUAUAAA
Messenger RNA from Archocentrus centrarchus (flier cichlid), 2684 nucleotides. RefSeq names its product torsin-1A-interacting protein 2-like. The coding region runs from base 157 to 1716 and encodes 519 amino acids. The record is from RefSeq and is a predicted model, not a curated record. The transcript is spliced from 8 exons. Gene Ontology annotation, cellular component: membrane. Gene Ontology annotation, molecular function: ATPase activator activity. Gene Ontology annotation, biological process: membrane organization. NCBI's taxonomy places the organism in Eukaryota, Metazoa, Chordata, Actinopteri, Cichliformes, Cichlidae.